GGCUGAGUGGCGCUAGUGUGUUUACGUUGAGAUGCUCACAACAAAGGACAGCGCACCGCGGAGAGGCUGUCAUCUAAAAUAAAACACCGUGGCUGUUUUCUCAUACGGCAAGCAGUUGUAAAGUCCAGCAGGGUUGAGAACACAUAACACAAACCCUUCGCUGGCUUCCAUUUUAUUUUUACGUGGUACGGUUUAAUCAUGUUUUGCGGGGUAAACCAUCGGAGAAAUUAAGAAUUCCGUUUUUUUUCCUUUUUCUUUUCUUCUUUUUUUUGCCGGUUGGACGUUAGCUAGUCUGCUAGCCCCAGCAAGUUGGAGUGAAAAAGCUAAGCAGCUCACAUCGUCCGCAGGUUUGGGACAAUAACAGGAUUUCAUAAUUUAUAUCGCAGACAAGUGGAGCUGCGAGAGACGGGCACAUGAAGCAUGAAAGGGUGGAGCUGAGGCUCAGCUGACCCUACCCCUUCCUUCUCCUCCUUUCCCCCGUGCACCAUUCGAUCAGCACCGCCCCCUCCCUUCCCCUCUUUCCCCUUCCUGCCUCCCGUCACCUCGUUGGAUUUCAUCCGUCGUUCGUCCCCCCUCCUCAGACCUCCAUCAGCCGUGCCCAAUGUAUUCCCCGGAGCAGGAAAACAUCUCCACCACCUCCUCCACCAAAGUGCCAGUGAAGUAUGGAGAGCUCAUUGUGUUGGGGUACAAUGGCUCUCUGCCCAACGGGGACCGAGGCCGGCGUAAAAGCCGCUUUGCACUUUGUAAGAGACCGAAAGCAAACGGAGUGAAACCCAGCACAGUUCACAUAGCCUGCUCUCCACAAGCAGCCAAGGCCAUAAGCAACAAAGACCAGCACAGCAUCUCUUACACUCUGUCUCGAGCCCAGACGGUGGUGGUGGAGUACACCCAUGACAGCAAUACAGACAUGUUCCAGAUUGGUCGGUCCACAGAGAGUCCGAUAGACUUCGUAGUGACAGACACGGUGGCUGGUAGCCAGAGUAAUGCCGACACACAGUCGGUUCAGAGCACCAUCUCUCGCUUCGCCUGCCGCAUCAUGUGCCAGCGCACGCCACCUUACACUGCUCGCAUCUAUGCCGCAGGCUUCGACUCCUCCAAGAACAUCUUCCUUGGGGAGAAAGCUGCUAAGUGGAAGACGUCUGAUGGACAAAUGGACGGGCUAACCACUAACGGCGUGCUGGUGAUGCACCCGCGCAAUGGCUUCACCCAGGACUCCAAACCGGGAGUCUGGAGGGAGAUCUCUGUCUGUGGCAAUGUCUUCACGUUGCGGGAAACCCGCUCGGCGCAGCAGCGAGGAAAGAUGGUGGAGACUGAGUCUCAGGAGCUCGUCGACGGCUCUCUCAUUGACCUGUGCGGCGCGACCCUGUUGUGGCGCACUGCUGAAGGCCUGGCCCGCACUCCCACCCUCAAGCACCUGGAGGCGCUGCGGCAGGAGAUCAACGCGGCCCGCCCGCAGUGCCCCGUGGGCUUCAACACGCUGGCCUUCCCCUCCAUGCGUCGCAAGGACACGCCGGACGAAAAGCAGCCGUGGGUUUACCUCCAGUGCGGCCACGUGCACGGGUACCACAACUGGGGCAACCACCGCGAGGAGAGGGAAGGCCGGGAGGGCCGCAGCAGGGAGUGCCCCAUGUGCCGGGCUAAGGGGCCGUACGUGCCCCUGUGGCUGGGCUGCGAGUCGGGCUUUUACGUGGAUGCGGCGCCGCCCACUCAUGCCUUUAACCCCUGCGGCCACGUUUGCUCAGAGAAGACAGCGGCGUUCUGGAGUCAGAUCCCGCUGCCGCACGGCACACACACCUUCCACGCCGCCUGUCCCUUCUGUGCUCACCAGCUGACUGGGGAGCACGGCUACGUCAGACUCAUCUUCCAGGGACCCCUUGACUAGCAGGAGAAACCCCCCCCCCAGCAUCCUUUUGGAGGAGGCGGGGCGAGGAGGUUUCAUCUGGACGCUGACUCAAAACAGGGACCUGCUCAGAUUUAUUUUCCUCCCCCCUGCGGUUAAGAUAUGAACUUUUUCUCCUUCUCAUUUUUAAGUGACCUUUGUAUUGCUUUUUCAUGAAUGACGACAAAGAUUUCUAUAUUUUCAUGUGAAACCAGAGAAAUGAAAACCAAACUAAGAACACUGCUGGGUAAACUUUUCUGCGUUUCCCGAAAAAGAACUUUCACAACAGUAUUUAUCUAAAUUACUAACAUGCCGCAGCGCAAACCUACGGUUUUUAUUCAUGUUUAUUGUUGCAAUAUACAUCUGUGUACAUCUCUUAGAGCUAAUUUAAACAAAGAUGUUUAUUUAUGUCCCAGAACCCACUGCUCCAUACUAUAUAUGUCAGCUAUGCCUGAAACUAUUUAGCAUCUUAAUUUGAAAGUUCAGUAUAUUGUUAAUCAGAUGUAAUGUCUUCUGAGGGUUUUCUUUCUCUUUAUCCUCGUUCGCCCUCUCAGAUCUGUUUGUUGUAUUUAUACACCCCGUCCCGACGUGUGCGCUCACAUUGUGUGUUGACCCUUGAGUUAUUCUUCCCUCUCAUUACUCACAUUCAAAGCAAUAGAUUUGGAACAGAAACCUCCUGAAGCAUUAUGGGAGUCUUUGCUGAGACAGCCUGAACGACUGCUCCCUCCCUUUAACGUCAGAGUGAAGCGUCUCUGUUAGCCACGACAAUGCAGCCAUGUAGCUAAUGUCACACAUCAUGCAGACACACACACACUAACCAGACCUGAUCAAACUCUUGAACUCAUUUUUUGGUACAGUUAUCAGUCACUUAUUGGUUAAUUCUGCUUUAUCACUGUGAUGCACAGUCACAGACAGACUGAUACGGUAACAGUAUUGUGAUCAGCAGUGAUCUAUUUACAAAUCCUUUUGUUGUGUGCCCCCUAUAUUAGGCUGAUGCACGAUGGGUUUUUAUUUGAAAAUCACAAAUUCAGACAAUAAUUUAAAAGGAUUGAAAGUGUUCAGAUCAAUUCAGGAAGUCCCGUUCACCUGAUACAAGACAAGCAAGCGACAAAACACACACACACACACACAAAUCUGUAGCUGUUUGACUCAGGUUUGACUCACACAGACACACUGACCACUUUAAAUUAUCUUUAUGGAUGUGUGUGUGUGUGUGUGCGUGUGUGUGCUCUCACCAGGGCUUCACAUUGGCCAGUUCAUUUCGUACACUAGUGAAUUCAAUAGAAAUCUUAUUGCGUUUUGUUUGUCAGCAUUAGUUUCAAGUGACUUUGACAGCUGUGUUUUUAUUUCAGAGGCUGUGGUUUGUAGUACUGUUGAAUUCUGUUGUACCAGCGCAUGUUUCUAUUAUUUUUGGCAAACCCAUUUUAUUGAGUGGGUUUGGCUAAAUAUCAGAAACUACAUCCUGCAAAAAUGGUCAUCCCAUUGAAUUACACGUUUCUGAUGCUGAAGAUUUAAUGUAGGACUGUUACAUCAGAAUGUGUUCUCGCUAGUGUACCUAAUGUUUUGGCAAGUGCGUGUUGAUGUCUUGGCUGUUUAGGGCCAACAAGCUCAAAAUAUCAAGGCUGUCCUCAUUUUAGUUUCUGAAGCAAAAUUUACAAGAUUAGAUUAUUUACAAUUACCAUUUUAGUAGAUUAAUUAUUCAAUAUUUACAAUUCGAACCUUCCUGUAUUGUUCACUUGGAGUUUAGUCUGUGAACAUGACACCGUUUGAAGGUGGUCCCAGCUAACGACACGUUACUCUAGAUUAAAAGAUUAGGUUUAGAGUUACUAAAGAAGCUAGAAUUUACUAAGAAUUUAGGAGUAAAUGGUGACACUUAGUCAGUCUGCGGAGGAAAACCAUGCCAUUUGAUCAGUCUGAUACUUUGAGCUUUGAAAGCACAGAUCCUCCCGCUGCAUACACAACACAUUCGACACUACUAACGAGACUCGAACUGUAGAAACCUGUGAAGCAGCUUUACUGACCAGAGUCUCAGGUCUGCAUGAGCUCUGAACGCGGUCCUAUCUGCAGGUAUAAGUUGUGUGUGUUUGUGUGUGAUUGUAAUUUAUGCAUCACGAUGAUUGUAUGUUUGUGUGUGUGUUCAUCUGUCCACGUAGUAGCUUUCCUCCAGACUGCAACACACUAACUCACCUCAGGGAGAAAACAUUGACCUGUGUCUCGUCUACACAAACACCAACAACUCACAAUAAAAAAAGAGAAGAAAUAUCUUCUGGACUUUUGGGUAUUUGCCUCAACUACACCCAGUCUUGUGUUGGUUUCAUUUCAUGGACUCUGUGGAUAAAGUGUGCGAUUAAGGGCUUCCCUCUGUGUCCACCCCAAUUUUUACGCGAUCACACACACACACACGCAUACAAGUCUGUCUGUCCGUCCGUCCAUCCCACUGUCCUCUGCUCUCCACGCUCUCCUAUCUCGAGAGUACUUGUGCUUGUAAAAGGCAAAGAGCAAAGAAUGUUUCCAGCAAAACACUUUUUUGUAACAACUUUAAACAAUAAAGUGUAAAAGUGA
This is a messenger RNA of Mugil cephalus (flathead mullet), 4441 nucleotides long. It is a transcript of the gene peli1b, whose product is annotated as pellino E3 ubiquitin protein ligase 1b. Gene Ontology annotation, biological process: regulation of Toll signaling pathway; protein K48-linked ubiquitination. NCBI's taxonomy places the organism in Eukaryota, Metazoa, Chordata, Actinopteri, Mugiliformes, Mugilidae. The record is from RefSeq and is a predicted model, not a curated record. Bases 602 to 1882 code for a protein of 426 amino acids. Gene Ontology annotation, molecular function: protein binding; ubiquitin protein ligase activity. The transcript has 7 exons.